GAGGUACCUCGGCUUACCAUUACCGUAAGUGACCCGCUGCUAGCCUCGAGCUACUGAAGUACCCCAGACAAUGCGUAUGAAACUGAACAGAACUCUUGCCUUUACCUUUCCGCUCCCCAACGACUCAGUUGACAGGCAGACUACAUACAGGAGAUGUCAGCCUUACUGCGACCCACCGCGAGACUCAUCGCACGCCCAAUCCAGCGAUGUGCAUACUCGAGCGCGCCGUCACCCGUAAUCAACGUCUUCAACUACCCUGCGCCGCACUCUGGAAACAUACGAAUCCUCUCUCUGAACCGUCCCGCCGCUCGCAAUGCCAUAUCGAGACAGUUGCUCGCCGAGCUGACCCAACAGAUCACUAGCAUACACAAUGAGGGCCAAACAGGGCAAACAAGAGCUCUCAUUCUCGCUAGUGAGGUCGACACAAGCUUCUGCGCAGGCGCAGAUCUGAAGGAAAGAGCUACGUUCACACAAGAAGACACCGCCAACUUCCUCACCUCCCUCCGCUCCACCCUCUCCUCGAUCCAAGCCCUCCCGAUCCCCACAAUCUCCGCCCUUGCCGCGCCCGCAUUCGGUGGAGGCCUCGAGCUCGCCCUCACAACUCACAUGCGCGUCUUCGGCAGCACUACCACCGUCGCGCUCCCCGAGACACGUCUAGCCAUCAUCCCGGGCGCAGGCGGUACCUACCGUCUCCCUGCUCUGAUCGGACUGGCACGCGCGCGCGACAUGAUCCUCACAGGCCGCCGCGUGGGCGCGCCAGAAGCCUACUUCCUGGGCCUGUGCGACAGGCUGGUGGAGAUUACGCCCGAGGAGCAGAAGGAGGAGGGCGCGGCGAGGAAGAAGGUACUGAACGAGGCUGUGCAGCUGGCUAUCACGAUUUGCGAGGGUGGACCGAUUGCGAUUAAGGCUGCGCUCGCUGCGGUAGAGGGGUGCGCGUUGGGCGAGAAGGCAGAGAAUGCGGCGUAUGAGCUGGUUGUAAGGACAAAGGACAGGGACGAGGCGCUGGCAGCAUUUAGAGAGAAGAGGAAGGCUGUCUUCAAGGGCGAGUAACAUCACGCUGUGGUAACUAGCAUGGUUUUCAUGGGUCUGGCAGCAAUGCAAUGAUUCAGGAGCUCAUCCGGCUACGUGUUCCGCUCCGACCACGCCGUCUUUAACAGACUCAAGCUUUGGCGAGCGAGGAUGUCAUUGAACAAUUGAGAUGCUCCGCACUUCCAUUUCAUGGGCGGAUAUUCUUGACAACAGGCUCGAGCUGUGG
This is a messenger RNA of Didymella exigua CBS 183.55, 1255 nucleotides long. RefSeq names its product ClpP/crotonase. The record is from RefSeq and is a predicted model, not a curated record. The transcript is spliced from 2 exons. Gene Ontology annotation, molecular function: enoyl-CoA hydratase activity. Gene Ontology annotation, biological process: fatty acid beta-oxidation. NCBI's taxonomy places the organism in Eukaryota, Fungi, Ascomycota, Dothideomycetes, Pleosporales, Didymellaceae. Gene Ontology annotation, cellular component: mitochondrion. The coding region runs from base 154 to 1050 and encodes 298 amino acids.